Molecule: messenger RNA, 9654 nt
Organism: Strigops habroptila (Kakapo)
Lineage: Eukaryota; Metazoa; Chordata; Aves; Psittaciformes; Psittacidae
Gene: HOOK3
Product: hook microtubule tethering protein 3
Exons: 22
Coding region: 189-2345 (718 amino acids)
Biological process (GO): cytoplasmic microtubule organization; cytoskeleton-dependent intracellular transport
Cellular component (GO): centrosome; cytoplasm
Molecular function (GO): microtubule binding; dynein light intermediate chain binding
Source: RefSeq, a predicted model, not a curated record
GCCGAGUCUCCCCCGCCCCCGUGCGGCGGCCGCACGGCGCAGGCGCGCGCGGGACGUUGACUGUCAGGUCGCUCUGACGUGUCGACGCCGCGGCCCGGCCCGGGACAGGGCAGAACAGGGCGGGAGGGAGGGGGCGCGGCGGUACCGACCCGUCAGCGGCCGUCACCCCCCUUCGGCUGCGCCCCGCCAUGUUCAACGUGGAGAGCCUGGAGCGGGCCGAGCUCGGGGAGAGCCUCCUCACCUGGAUCCAGACAUUUAAUGUAGAAGCACCAUGCCAGACCGUGGAAGAUUUAACGAAUGGGGUUGUGAUGGCCCAGGUUCUUCAAAAAAUAGAUCCAGCUUACUUUGAUGAAAAUUGGCUGAACAGGAUCAAAACAGAAGUAGGAGAUAACUGGAGGCUAAAGGUAAGCAACCUGAAGAAAAUUUUGAAAGGAAUAUUGGAUUACAACCAUGAGAUUCUAGGGCAACAGAUUAAUGACUUCACCCUUCCUGAUGUUAACCUGAUCGGAGAGCAUGCUGAUGCUGCGGAGCUUGGAAGAAUGCUUCAGCUUAUUUUGGGAUGCGCUGUGAAUUGUGAACAGAAGCAAGAGUACAUCCAGACCAUAAUGAUGAUGGAAGAAUCGGUUCAACACGUUGUCAUGACAGCCAUUCAAGAGUUGAUGAGUAAAGAGUCUCCAGUCUCUGUUGGAAAUGAUGCUUACGUUGACCUUGAUCGGCAGCUGAAGAAAACCACAGAAGAAUUAAAUGAAGCACUAGCCACAAAAGAAGAAAUUGCCCAGAGAUGUCAUGAGUUAGAUAUGCAGGUUGCAGCCCUCCAAGAGGAGAAGAGCAGCUUGCUUGCUGAGAACCAGAUUUUGAUGGAACGUUUAAAUCAAUCUGACUCUAUUGAAGAUCCCAACAGCCCUGCAGGUCGUAGGCACUUGCAGCUGCAGACUCAACUUGAACAACUCCAGGAGGAAACAUUCAGAUUAGAAGCUGCCAAAGAUGACUAUCGAAUACGCUGUGAAGAACUAGAAAAAGAAAUUGCUGAAUUGAGGCAACAAACAGAAGAGCUUACUACAUUGGCAGAGGAGGCUCAGUCCUUGAAGGAUGAGAUAGAUGUACUAAGGCAUUCUUCUGAUAAAGUAGCCAAGUUAGAAAGCCAGGUAGAGUCAUACAAAAAGAAAUUGGAAGACCUGGGUGAUCUGCGACGGCAAGUGAAACUCUUAGAGGAGAAGAAUACAAUGUACAUGCAAAAUACCGUGAGCCUGGAAGAAGAACUAAGGAAAGCCAAUGCAGCACGUAGUCAGCUGGAAACAUACAAAAGACAGGCAGUUGAACUACAAAACAGGUUAUCUGAAGAAUCCAAGAAAGCUGAUAAAUUAGAUUAUGAAUGCAAACGACUGAAAGAAAAAGUAGACAGCCUCCAAAAAGAAAAAGAUAGAUUAAGAACAGAAAGGGAUUCUUUGAAAGAAACUAUUGAAGAGCUUAGAUGUGUCCAAGCUCAGGAAGGUCAACUCACCACUACAGGACUGAUGCCUCUGGAAAGACAAGAGCCUUCAGACAGUUUAGCAGCAGAAAUCAUUACUCCUGAAAUAAAGGAAAAACUCAUUCGCCUUCAGCAUGAGAACAAGAUGUUAAAAUUGAACCAAGAAGGUUCUGACAAUGAAAAGAUAGCCUUGUUGCAGAGCCUUCUUGAUGAUGCAAACUUGCGGAAGAAUGAAUUGGAAACAGAAAACAGAUUGGUAAAUCAGAGACUUAUAGAAGUGCAGUCCCAGGUUGAAGAGCUACAAAAAUCCUUGCAGGAUCAAGGUUCAAAAGCUGAAGAUUCAAUUCUUCUGAAGAAGAAACUUGAAGAACAUCUUGAGAAGCUCCAUGAAGCUAACAAUGAGCUACAGAAGAAACGAGCUAUUAUUGAAGAUUUGGAACCAAGAUGCAAUAAUAGUUCUCUCAAAAUUGAAGAAUUACAAGAAGCUUUACGGAAAAAAGAUGAGGAAAUGAAGCAAAUGGAAGAGCGAUACAAAAAGUAUUUGGAAAAGGCCAAAAGUGUCAUCCGUACUUUAGAUCCUAAGCAGAACCAGGGUGCAGCUCCCGAGAUUCAGGCUCUGAAAAAUCAAUUGCAGGAGCGGGAUAGAAUGUUUCAUUCACUGGAGAAAGAAUACGAAAAGACAAAAAGUCAAAGAGAAAUGGAGGAGAAAUUUAUUGUUAGUGCCUGGUACAAUAUGGGGAUGACUCUGCACAAAAAAGCAGCAGAAGACAGACUGGCUAGCACAGGCUCAGGACAGUCCUUCCUGGCUAGACAAAGGCAAGCCACGAGCACAAGGAGAUCUUACCCUGGUCAUGUCCAGCCAGCAACAGCAAGGUAGAGAUGCCUUGCCCUUUGAAAGAAAACUGCCCUGUGAUCCAGGCCACUUCUGUUGCAAGUGACAACAUUCAAGAAAAGUCAACCAGCAUCCUUUCUCUUUCUUCCUUGUUACUGCUAUUAUUUUACACUUCAGGAAAGGGCUUUAUUAUGGUUUCUUAUUGUUCUGUAAUGCCCUUUGCGUAUAUUUUUUGGAGUCCACCUCUCUCUUUCUCUUUGCAUUUUUCGAAUGUGCCAAAGUUUUGAAAACAUCUAGAGGAGUGCUGUAUAGUAACAGAGUCUUACUGAUAUGAAGCAUGGUCUCUUAGGAAAAGCCUCAUACUGGCUGUGUAACAAUAUAAACUUCCUCUCACAGUUGAUAUAUUUGUGCCUAUAAGGUUGUUAUGCUUUAUAAGACUGUCUUUGUUCAAAGGGAAUUCGGCUUUUUGUUUCAUGUGCUAACCUGUUGCUUCAGAAAAAAUGCUGAUAACUCAUUACAGAAAUGCAAAAUUCAUAUAUAAUGUUAUUGUGAAAAACUUACCAAUGGCAAAAAGAAAUGGGGGGGGGAGUAUGUGUGGGGUUUAGUUUUGUUUGUUUACUUGUCUUGUUUGGGGGGGUUUUGUCUUGUUUGGGUGGUUUUUGUCUUGUUUGUUUUUUCAUUUUGGGAUUUUUGGGGGUGCUUUUUGAGUGGGGUUUUUUUAAUCUCCUACAUACAAGACUUGCACUUAUUCUUGGCAUUUAAUAGGGAAGCAGGAUGAUUUUUUUUUUUUUUUCAGGGUAUUACCUACUGGUGUUACCUCUUUUGCUGACAGAGCUGAAUAUUUUCAAAUGGUUUGUUUCCGCUUCUUGGUCAAGUGUAAGCUUAAAUACAUACUAGAAAAAGAUUGAGAAAUGUUUAGAAUGCUCUGAUAUGCUACUGUAUCAUCCAUUAAAAAGGACAUUUGUUUCAAAAUUUUAUAAUUAUGGAUGAACAGUACAUAACAGAUCAAGGCCCUGAUUGAUAUUGUUGAUGUUAAUGUAUUCCAGUUGUCAUCCUCUGCUAAAAGACUUGCUUUUAAUAUACUGAUUCAGGGUAUAAUUGUAUUAGUUGCCUUAUUAAUGGUACCAGUGCCUUCAGGUGAGUUUGUUGCUGACUUUGUUGGAAACUGGCUGUUUUGUUGUACUGCCUUUUUAGCAUGUAGCUGAUUAAUUGUAUGCCAUUUGUUGUAGCACUUUCAUGUUGAUCAGUGGGGUGGAUGGUAAACCAUACUAUUAAUUUAGGUUCUGCUCCUAUGAAGUUCUACUUUUUCGCUGACUAAUUCUUUACUUUCCCUGUCAUUUUUGUCAAAGAAUUGACACACAGGACCUGAUUAUUGGUUGACAAUUCCAUAUGCAUACAUCUUGUGGUGAUUCAGUUUUAAACAUUUUUCAUUUAGAGACUGUUUGGACCCUCAUAUACAUGCAGUCUGAUUUAAAGAUUCUUUUACCUUAUUUUAAUGCUCUCCCAAGUAAAAACAUCUUUCAUAAAUCCCUUUAGAGAGAAGGCAUACUUGAAUUUAUUAAUCAUCUGAAGGUCGAUGUCUGGGCUAUGCUUGCCAGGUUAGAUAAAACAAUGAAAGUUUCUUCUUCUGUGCAGAAAGGUAACGAUGUAAAGUCUAGGACAAUUGUCUAGGACAAUUUCUGUACUCAGUGAGGUGAUAAUCGUGUUGCCUUUUACUGACAUACGGAGUGCUGAAGGGACAAGAAUUCAGAUGUCUUGUCUAACAAGAUGACCACGGUUUGUGGGGUGUCUUUUACUGAUCUUAUGGUGCAAUACAUUCUAGUCAUUUGAAGAACCCUUUUUACUACGUGGCAUGUGUGAACAGGAGCAAAUAAAAUCACUUCUGAGGAAAUUUGAUGUUCUUGUUUGAGAUUACAGCAUUUUAUGUCACCAAGAAAAAGAACCUGAGAAUACCUAAAGCUCCAUUUUUAUAUUAAUCUGGCUGACCCUGUUACCAAACUGCCAAAGCGUAUUUGUGAAAGCAAAGAAUACUAGCACCUUAGUGGCAAGUUUUAUUUCUUAAUUUUGUCUAGUAAUUGUGCAGGUCUGAAAUAACUUGAACACAAUCUGCACACUGGAAUAAAAGUACUUGCCUUUAUUAUUUCAGCCUUUGUUUUGUUGUUUUGCCUCCAAAGCUUUGAUGACAGGCAAAUACCAGUGACGGUUCGGAGAUGAACAAAUGCUGAUUAGAAGCCUCAUUUUUAUCUUUUACUUUCCUAUCUCUCAAGGCUUCUUCACUUCUUGAUGGUUGUUAGCUUUUAUCUUCUACUUUGUGGUUCUGGUUGGUCUUUCCUUGUCCCUUGAAAUAAGACAUUGAAGUGUUCUCUGUAAUUCCUUUCAAGAAUAUAUAGUUUCAUUUUAUUGCAUCAAAGAGCAAAACAAGACUAAUAUUGAGUCUGUACUUUACUGUUGCUGAUAGUAAUUGUUAGACAAGAUAGAACAAGCAUUUUGUCUUCUGAGAAUUCUCAAACUUGUGGAAAUUCUGAUAUUUGCCAGAAUGUGUGUUGAAUAUAAAAAUCUAAAAAUAUACUGCAAUCUUACAGAAAUAUCCACUGUAGCUAUCCAGUUCCAGUAAGUCAUUUGUUCUGUCUUCUAAUGGUAAACACCAGGAACUUCAUUCCUUGUUCUUGAGCAUUUAACUUCUUUUAUUUACUGGAUACAUAAUUUCUUAAUCUUUGGGUGUGGAUGAAUGGAGUUGGUGAAAUCAUUAAGCCUUCUCUCUCACAAGAACAGUUUCUUUACAGGAAGGGUUAAGCUUCAUUAUUUUCCUUGCUUGUUAUAUAGCUUUCGAAGUAGUGUGGUAGUAAGAAAAAGAAGGGGCUCAGAGUGUGACUUCAGGGAAUAAGCACAUGUAUAGAUGAGCUACCAGUGAAUGCUGGCUAUUUGUCUUAUCUUCAGUAAUAAAAGAAUGCAAGCAAAAAAAAACAACAAACCCAACCCUGUAAGACAGAAUUCCCUCAGUGCAUUACAUACUUCUAAAACGCUUUUAGGAACACUUUUUCAGGGGCAAUAAAGACUAUUUACAUCAAAGUUGCAGUGGUAAUUAUUGAACCAAUGCUGUAGCCUGUCCUGAUACACUAAAAAAAAAACACCCUAGAACCUUCAGACUGAGGUUAAAGAGCAAAGGUUCUCCAGGGCAGUGAUGAAACAGCUGAAGAGUUCAUGAGAGUACAUUCCUGAGCACUGUGCCAAGGAUCUGCCACGAAAAGUAUUUCUGACAGAUUUUAAUUAUUGCCAGUAAAAGAUAACAGUUAAGGGGACAAAUAUUUUCAUUAUUCAGAGCAGAAGCUUAGCUUCAGGUCUUAAAGGAUAUGUGUGCAGUCCAGUUUGUAUACUUCUGUGGAGAGUUAAGUUGUUAGCAUAUGUGAUCAGACAUUACAGAAAAGAAUAUUCAAGUUCCCUAUUUUCUUUGUAGGUAGCACUAACCACUUGGAUUGUAACGUGUAUUUUCCAAAUGCUGUAAAAACUGAGGUAAUCUAGUUUCCACCCACAGUGAGAAGGAAAAUAAACAACUAGAGCACACAGCUUUAUAUAUUGUAAAAUGAAAUAAAUACAUAAUGGCUACAAAAUGCUUUUCAUUAUCUUUCUUGGAAAUAAGCAAAUGGCAAUCUUUAACCUGUUCUGAUGUCAUUUGAGAUAGCAGUAAUGCUUCAGCAAGUUUUCUGUGGCUUUCUAUUCCUGGUAAGGAGCAUCAGCAGUUUUACAUUCAUUGUGUCUAAAAAAAUUAACAGUGAAUAUUCCUAUUACUGCUUUAUGUUGAUCUUAAAUAGUGAUGAGCCAGCUGUCAAGAAAAUUUAAGAGGAUUUGGCAGCUUGGGUAAGAUCCUCAGUAUUUUGAUAUGUGCAGGUAGCUUUUGCUUCUCCUCAGUUCCCUGGUAUAUGAAACUAUCCACUUAACAGCUUCAGAAAUGAUUUUUUAGUGGAUUUAAUUGUCUACAUUUUUCUGUAGGUUUGGUAUUUGGAAAAUAGUUUAAUGUUACCACUUGAUUUUCUUUUAGUGAUUUGGAGGAAGACUGUCCUGAAUGUGGCUAAUUUUUCUUUUACUUAUGAAGCGAAACAGUACCUGAAUUUUAUUUAUUUUAUAGAGAUUUUUAUUCUUGCCCAACAUUUUGACUUUUUGCAAGGAUUGAUGAGGGAGGUAUUUUUUGCACUCAAAGUCAGCUAUGCAGUACUGACUUCUUAUGGGUUUUUGCACAUGUGUUUUAGGUAGAAUGUGGACUGUGUGUUUUGCAGUAAUAUUGUGUUGAUAAACUUCAGUAUCUCCAAAUGAAGUUCAGCAAAUUUUGCAGGCAUUUUCCUCACCAGGAUUGUACAAAUAACUAGCUAAAAGGGGUUACUCUGUCAAGAAAUACUUUAAAGUGGUAUUUUUUCCUGUAGCCAAGUAGUCAUACUUCAGAGGUGUCACCUACAGAGUAGUUUAAUAGCUGGAUUAUGACUGAAAUGUCAUCUCAGGAAGUCAAGCACUUACAAAGAAACUUUUUCAGAAACCCUUUCUUUGAACAACUGUUAUUAGCUGGUGCUUCGAGUAUGACGCAUUUAGCAUUAUAUUAAAAUGAAGGAGUGAAUUGAUAAAACAAUGUAAAUGUAAAGAUAGGUAAGCAAGAAAUUCAGUGAAUGAGGCUUUUUAACUUUACAAACUGCACACAGCCCAGACACGUGUCCCCUCCCAAAUCUGAGCAGUCCAGCUCCCUUCUGUAUUGGCAUGGGCACUGUGUUUCCACUUUGUGCCUUGCGUUGGGAGAAAGAAGUGAAAUCUUGUGUUAUCUCGUAGGUUGGUGUAGGAGCAAGUAACAAAUCUCACUUUUGCUCAGAACAUCUCCACAAGCCAAAUCUUGUGGCUUGUGGCAGAUACCAGAUUCUAGGUAGGAUCCUAGCCAUACCUCCAGUUUGCACUUUCAAGGAAUCAAGAAAGUGUCCUCAAAUGACUGAUUGCAUUCCCUUGCUGCUGUGAUCUUUCUUCCCUCGGGAAGCCCAGUGAAGCAGCAGCUUGUCAGUGACUCUGCAGGUUGUAGGUGAAAAUAAGGGAUGAUUUCUUCAGUUUGAAGAUUGGAGACAGGUGCAAGUAAUUAUUUAAGUGCAAAAAUCUGAAGAGCAGUAUCUUUCACCAUUUUGCAUUUUGGUGUUUAUUUAAAAACAAUAGAACCUGAGCUUUUCGAGCUGUUUGGGUUUUUUGUUUCGUUAAUUAAUUUUGAAUUGCAGUUGAUUAAGUGUUAGAGGCUUUACCUAUGUGAAUAAGGCAAAAGCUAUCAUUAUCAGCCAAGGCAACCUCAGACUUCUGGCAAUCCGAACAUCUUGACUCUGCUGCCAGCUUCACUGCACAGUAUUCGAGGACUUACCUAGUUUUGUCCUCUGUUUUUGCUUGACUUUACUUUUGUAGAUUCAUUGAAGCACUGGGACACAAAAUGCAUUUUUUAAAUGUAUCAGCUCACUGAAUUAGGUAGUGAGUGAAUGUUGAUUGAGGAGCUCUAGAAAACUUAACAAACCAUACAGUCUCAUGGGGCAUUGAUGCAAUGGCGUAUAGCCAAGGCAGCUUCUCAGACAAAUUGUUCUGGUGUCAGAUCAGUAGGAGCUCAUGAUAACUGCUGUGCAAUUGAAGUCCUAAUCUGUUAGUUGCUGAGGGAUGGUCUUACUGUUAACUGUAAUACAACCAAGAUUCUAACCUUCACUUUUAGGCCUUGCGGAAGUAAUGCAGGACUGUCCUGAAGAUCUCUGCAUUCUCUGUGUUAGUUGGCUUUGGUGGCAAAUCAGUAAUUUCCUCUGCUGCUGUUUGCUGUGUGCUGUGUGUAUAACGUAAUUCAGAGAAGUGCAUAUCCUUCAGUUGUCUUUGCACUGUGUGUCGGCACCAGACUGAAAUCAGGUUCCAUUUGUCAGAUAAAAAUUUCUUGCUGCUCUCUUGUUGCUUUGGAUCUCAGAAAUUGAUCCAUACAGCAUGAAAAUACUGCUUAUAGAGGGAAAUCCAGGCAAGCUGGGAAGGCUUUCCUGUCUAGUGGUGGCUUUAUUCAUUGCUUCACUUUAGAGAGGUCCUGUAUUAUCAGAUGAAGUCAGAGUAUCACAUCUCAGACAGGGGAACAUGGUUUUUUUAAUGUUACUUGCAAAAGCAAGUAUUUCCACAGGUAUAGGAUAACUUAUUCUGCAAAUGAAACUGGAAUCCCUAAUGGUUAUCCCCAACUUUGGGAAGAGGAAAUCAACACGAAGGCCAGUUCUUAACAUGUUAACAUGCUUGUUUUGUUAGCAUGAUCAUGAAAAGUGAGCAGAAUUUUAAGAGGAAAUCCCAAGUGGUGUAAUAUUUAUGGGCUUAUGAAAUAGUUGUUGUGAGACCAUCAGAUUUUUUAUUUGGAUUUGCAUAUAGCCUUCAUUAUGUCAUUUUAAAUUAUAAAUUAUAUAUAGAGAUUAUAGUUCUCACAAAAGAUUAGUAGGCAAGAGAGGAAACCUAUUUCCUGGAGGUAUCUGUGAUUUCAAGAGAGAUUUUAAAGCUUUUAUUUAGCAGUAUCAGUGAAAUCUUGGAAUAGUUAUAAGCUGAAUAUUAGAAGGCCACAGUUCUUGGAAUUUAUACUCUGCUUUUUAUUCUGUAGUUGUAAGAGUUAUAAAAAUGCAAAGUGGUGUUAAUACAGCUUUGGAAGAUGGUAUGUUGAAAGGCUCCUCUCAAAAAUCUAAAGCAAGCACCACGAAGAAGACAACGUAGAAGAAGACAUAUGUCUUCUUCCACGAAGAAGUCAGAGAAUAGAUGCAGAAAGAAAAACAAACUUCAGCAGUAGAAGCCAGUGAGUAAUGAAUUUAGGAAAUCUGCAGGAAGAAAAAUCUGGAGUCAGUUAUUUCAAAACAGAAUCUUGGCAGAAAUAUUUAGUGUUAGUGUUAGACUUGAAAAUGAGUAGACUCUGAUAGCUUUGGUGAUUAUGUUACAGAAUCCUGCUUACAGACAGCAGAUUGUUGACUACAGAAAGCCUGGACCACUUUAGGGCCAAAUGUAGUCUGAACAGGAAAAAAGUAGUUGCUCAGAGAGGUCAUGUGGCUGGGUUUGGUUUGGGAGUUUUUGCAUCAGAUCUGACUUGCCUGAGCAGUUGUGUUGGUAGGUACCUCCAGAGCUGGCUUUCACAGGUUAGUGAAAAAGGCUGACAUUCUUUCCGAAGCUUCGAUGUGCUGGAGUUGUCCCAAUCACUUCUGUGUGUUGAAAAAACACAACAGGACAGCAAGAAGUUAAGGAAGAUUUUAAAGGAUGGAUAACCACUUGUUAGUGGUUAGACAUCCGUCUGCCACAUCCGUCUACUUGUAAUGAAGUAGAGCUAAUGGGAUGAGGCACUGAAUAUUGAAGCGAAACA